AUGGUUGUCUUCAGCAAAUUCACGGCCGUCUUGGCCAGCCUGGCAGCUGUCUCAUCGGCCAUGCCCACAGGUGGCUCACCCAAAGCCGAGUCUCCCAAGACCCGGUUCUCCAUCAAGCAGACGGCUCGUCCGGCCUCCAAGCCCAAGACCGUCAACUUGCCGGCCAUGUAUGCCGCUACCAUCGCCAAGUAUGGUGGUAAGGUCCCCGACAGUGUCAAGGCAGCCGCCUCCCGGGGCUCUGCCAUCACCACUCCUACCAACAACGACGAGGAGUACCUGACUCCCGUCACUGUCGGUGGCUCAACUCUCAACCUGGACUUUGACACCGGCUCCGCGGAUCUGUGGGUGUUCUCAUCAGAAUUACCCUCAUCUGAGUCCCAGGGCCACGAUCUCUACAGCCCCAGCCCCAAUGCCCAAAAGCUCUCCGGCUACAGCUGGUCAAUCUCUUAUGGUGACGGAAGUAACGCUAGCGGUGAUGUCUACGAGGAUACCGUCAGCGUUGGUGGCGUGACCGCUUCCCGACAGGCCGUCGAGGCAGCCCAGUCUGUCAGCCAGCAGUUCGUCAGCAACGUAGGCAACGACGGUCUCUUGGGAUUGGCCUUCAGCUCCAUCAACACGGUCCAGCCGCAGGCACAGACUACUUUCUUCGACACCGUGCAGUCUCAGCUGGACUCUCCCCUGUUCGCCGUGACUCUGAAGCACAAUGCUCCCGGCACUUACGACUUUGGUUUCAUCGACAGCUCCAAGUAUACCGGCCAGUUGGCCUUUACUCCCGUCGACAACUCCCAGGGCUUCUGGUCCUUCAAUGCGGACGGUUACUCUGUCGGCUAUGUUCAGGGCGCUGGCAUCACCGGUAUUGCUGACACCGGUACCACUCUCCUGCUCCUCGAUGACAGCGUGGUCUACGACUACUACAGCCAGGUCUCGGGUGCUCAGUCCGACUCCUCCGCCGGCGGUAUCACCAUUCCUUGCGAUGCGCAGCUGCCCGACUUUGUUGUCACCAUCAAUGGCUACGAUGCUGUUGUUCCGGGCUCCUUGAUCAACUACGCCCCUCUGUCCGGCAACACCUGCUUCGGAGGUAUCCAGAGCAACUCUGGAAUUGGCUUCUCCAUCUUCGGUGAUAUCUUCCUUAAGAGUCAGUACGUCGUGUUUGACGCCAGCGGCCCUCAGCUCGGCUUUGCUGCUCAGGCAUAG
Molecule: messenger RNA, 1194 nt
Organism: Penicillium diatomitis
Lineage: Eukaryota; Fungi; Ascomycota; Eurotiomycetes; Eurotiales; Aspergillaceae
Product: pepsin-like aspartic protease
Exons: 3
Coding region: 1-1194 (397 amino acids)
Biological process (GO): proteolysis
Molecular function (GO): aspartic-type endopeptidase activity
Source: RefSeq, a predicted model, not a curated record